AUCAUUAAGUUAAAAUCUUUUAUUUUAUAGAGUACUUAUGUGAAUUACUUUUUUCAGUUUAAAUGGUUUAAAUAAAAAAGCAAAACAUACUAAAUAUGCAUUAAUCUUUAUGGUAAGAUACUUAAAUGAUUAAUUAUUACAUUACAUACCAUUGUUGUCUAUUCUUUGGUGGUUUAUCAUAUUUUUUAUUGAAUUCACUGAACUUUUGUUUUCUAUGAUAUGAUAAAAUGUAAAAUGAGUAUUGAUGAUAAUCAGAUAAGAAGGCAUUGCCCACAUCCAUUAUUAUCUGUGGACAGAGUAUGAAUGUUAAGAUUAUGUUUUAUUAGAGCACAUGCAAAAUAUUGUCAUAAUUAUUUGUAAGUUCUCUUAUCAUAUUUGUGCUAAGUUAUGAGUUGUGUUUUAUGUAUUGUCAUUAAACUAUGGAAGAUCAUUCAACAAAACUUGUUCUUUUCCCAGUGAAUAUUAUGGGGUACAAGCAGUAGGACUGACAUUGCUUUAUGUGAUUUCAAGGGAGAAGCAACAUCUAAUAUACAUUUAGUAUAGGUCUUUUUUCAGGUUCUUUUUCAGAUUUAGAAAAUUCAUGCCAGUUACCCCCAACAAUUCAAAUUCUACAAUAAGAAGGUGAGGACAGAAGAGGAAAAAGAAUGCACUUAGAUGGAUAAAUUUAGAGAUGUUCAAGAUUUACAUGUAUCUCACCAAGAUAUAUUCCAAGAUUCUAGCAUGGAUCAACUAUCUCUGACUGAGUAUUCAGAAGGAUGUUCAAGGCCACACAAUGCACUAGCAACACAUCAAGCCCACCAACCUCUUCAAAAGAAUCAUUUUGUGCCAUUUACCCAUGAGACGCAUAGUUUUAUACAGCCAUUAACACUGCCACAGUCACCUGAAUUUGUGCAACCCAAUAUUAAUUCUUCACAACCUUCACUUUAUAGUAAUGAUACUGAUCAAGCAGUUCUUGAUACAAACAACAGUACUCAGGUCUGUGACAGUAAUGUAUUACAUGGUACCAGGCUUAUAUCAAAUCCUACAAUUGAUUUGAAAAAUGGCUUGACAGGAAAUGAAGUGGACAAUAUUUCAAAACAAGAGUCUGCUGGACAAGAACAGUGGAAGAAAAAUAUUAGAAAGAAAAUGAAAAAUCUAGGGAAGAGUUAUACAACACAGAAUGGGAAGAAAGUAGGUGCUAAAAUUUUCAAGUCAAUUAACCAGUGUUGCUAUCAACAGUGCUUCAAGACCUUAGGUUUAAAGAAUCAGGAAAAUAUAUUUACCUCAUUUUGGAAUAUGGGUAACUGGAACAAACAAACAAAGUUCAUCUGGGAACAUACAGAGAUUAAAACUAAAGCCAGGAAAACAUUAGAUAGGUCAUCAAGACGAGUCCAUACCAGACAUUUUUUCCUGCCAGAUUGUUCAGGAAAUAAGGUUAAAGUUUGUAAAUCUGUCUUUCUUUCUUUACUUCAGAUCUCUAAUGGUCGUUUAAGUUACUCUCUCAGCAAGAAACUUGUUGCUGUAAAUGAUGAAGAGCCUCAAGAUAAGAGAGGGUCACAGAUUCCCUCAAAUAAGACUCCUGCACAAGCUGUAAGAGAUGCAGAAGAAUAUAUACAAUCAACAUCAUAUUAUAGCAUAAAAAAAGAUUCUGGUGCUAAAAUGCUUAUUGUUCCACAGGGAGUAACAAUUAGAAAAUUAUAUGCUGCAUAUCAAAGAAAGUUUGUGGAAUCUGGUAAAUUAGUUAUCAGUCUGAAAUUGUUCAGGAAGCUCCUGCCACCUAUCUUGAAAAAAGAUGCCUUAAAUAUGCCCUUAAUAUUUAGCAAGCAAAUAGGUGAAUCAUCUUGCAUAGGUUAUAACAAGUGUCCAGCUAACAAGACAGUGAUAAUGAAGGAAGGAGUGACAGUGUGGAGUGAAAAAGGAACUUGUGUAGAAAAGCUUUCAAGGAAUGAGACUGAUACAAAACAAAGUGUAACAGUUAUUCAGGGUACAAAAGAUGUAGAAUUAAAUACACAUUCCAUAAUGCAUAAUGAAAGUUAUUUAUCAUCAACAAAUAAUUCUGCCAGAAAAUCUAAUCUGAAACUGUGGAAACGCAAUAUUUCAAAGGACCUUAGAGACAGAGGGAAAAGCUACAUGUCCUCAUCUGGAAAGAUAAACUGGGGAAAAGAGUUUUUACCACAAUAUUCUUGUUGUGUAAGUAAAUGUCAUGUGGCUUUCCCAGUUGAGCAGCAAGAAACUCUUUUCAAGAAGUAUUGGGCCUUGGCCUCUUGGAAUUUACAGACUAAAUUCCUAUGGGACCACAUACAAGUUGUUCAGAAAAAGGUCAACACAUCCAAAAGUGAUGAUUCACGUCGUAUUCACACCAGGAUAUUUUUUCUUACAAAUAAUGAUGGUGAAAAAAGAAAAGUAUGCAAGAUUCUUUUCUGCGCAACACUCCAGGUAUCUAAUGGCAGAGUUUCUCGUGCAGUUUGCUCAAAAAUAGUUGAUUCUUCUCUGCCUCCUGAAGAUAAAAGGGGUAAAAGUACCCCACAGAACAAGACAACCAGAGAAAAUGUUUUAUUUGCUUUGGAUCACAUUGACCAGUUGUUGCAGCAUAAUAGCUGUCUUCAGUCUAUCUCCAGAAAGUGUAGUCUAUUAAAUAAUAUAAGUAAAAAGAAAGCCCAUGAUAUGUACAGGAAUUCUUGUUUCGAAUAUGGAAAGAAACCUCUUUCUUAUACUGUGUAUUGUCGUAUAUUACGUGAAGAUGCUUACUGUCCUGUUGAAAACACUAAUUCAAGAGAGAACGUAAAUAGUUGUACUUGAUUCUAUUUUUUAUAUUGAUUUUAUGAAAAGUCAAUAUUAAGAAUUUUUUUUCAUUAGGUUCUUACUUUAUUAGUCCUAACAUUUGUCUACAUUUAUAUGAUGUUUGUAAAAUUGUAAGUAUAAACUUUUUAUGUGGAAACCUGAAUUUUUAUGUUUUGUUCUAUAUCCUUGUCAUUCAUUGGACAACUUGAUCAUGAGACAAUUAUUUAUGGCAGUCAGUCAUAUUUUAGAAGCAGUCCCCCAAAACUUGAAAGACAAUGGAAAGAGGCUAAACCCAAACCCUGUUCCUAAUUCUAUAACCAUAUAAAGUUUUCCCGAUACUGACCAGGAAAACUGACAUAAAGGUUAAAGGUUAAAUAUUUCCAAAAAGGACAAUUAAUGCCUUAACAUUACAGACUGCUUACAUGACUUAGGGAAGCAUAUCUUUUAUAUAUGGCAGUCUCAUUAUUAUGCAAACAAGCAAGAGUUUGGAGAGUUGAUCAUUAGUUGUAGAAUUAUAAAAAGGUAAGAAACAUGUCUAUAUAUCUUAUUGUAACCUAUUGUAAUAGGAUACAUCAGUACUGUAUUUUUUUCGAAAUCAUUGCACUUUUGUUUAUAUUCUUGGCAUUGAAAAAUAUAUACCCUUAAAAAGAAAAAUCAACAAACCAGGAAGAUAUACUUGAUAGGUUGCAUUAGUUCAAAUUCUUGAUCAGACCAGUUUCAUAUUUCUCAAUAUAGUGUAUUUUAUUUCAAGCUCAUUUCCCUCCUUAUCCCACGCUCAUUGUUGUCGUGGGGGGGAGGGGUGCUUAGGAGACAGAGACUGGAGCCCAAUGAAGGGGAUGACCCCUACCUUAGACCUCAGCCCUUGCCUCAACUAAUUUUGCAUGGUCAAGUCUUCUCCCUGUUUCCUUUUCCUUCUCUUCUUCAUACUCUCCUUCUGUCCUCUUCCUAAGGUGUGAGAGCCAUACCAAAAGGAUGAAAGGCUGUUUUGUGUCAGGCAUGAACGGCCUCCGGGAUCCACCCAGAUCAUUACUCAACCUACACCCUUUCUUCUCUCCUAACAUCCUCCACUCUAUCCCCUACUGCACAGUAUUAUUCAUUCUCUACCCCCAGCCCUCUUAUUACUACUCUUAAUCCUUAUUGUUCUCCUCCCAACAGUACUACAUCUCUCCAUACCACACCAUCUACCUCCUUCCCUUAUUCUUCUACUGCUUCCACUUCUGCACACCUUUUGAGUACCCUUUUUGGCCUAGCCAAGUGGGAUCAAUUCUUUGUGAUUCCCCCUACAGCCCUGUAUUUUGACAAUACCCUUCUCUUCCAAUAAUGUCCCCCAAAACAAGUAGGCAGUUUCCUUUUAUAGUCAUUCCCAUCAUUCAUGCUUUGUCACAAUUACAUCAGAAUCCCAAGCUCUUGCACUAUCUACUCUGACUGACCUCACUGGCAAACCUAUUCUUGCCCAACCUCACUCCUUCUUUAAUACUUGUACCAGAACUGUUUCCCUGAUUGAUUGUCCUGUCUACAACAAGGACUGGUCAGACUGUGAGAACAACUUGUUCUCAGAUUCAAAGUAGGCCUCACUCUACAUGAGGCCAGAUAAGAAGCGUACUGAUGAGGUUUUUCUCUUUCUUAAAUAUUCCAAAACUGUACUUUUCUCUGCUCCCCUCCCAUAUUCUCAAGAGGUCUCUAUCUCUUCCCUCUACCCUGAAUCAUCUCUACUCUGUCUCUCCCCCAGUCAUAUUCCUUUUCCAGUCUACAUCCAGAUACUCUAGUCUCUACCACUUCCCCAGUGCCUAUCCUCACUCUAACUGUCACACCAGACAAUCUAAACAUUCCGCCUCAUAAUCUCUUACCACAUCCUCUCCUACACCCAUCUCUCCCUCUGCCUCUUGGACAUCUAUUCCUUCAUCUUUUCCAUGUAAGAAAACCUUUCUCAGACCUCCCCACCCAACUCCACUCCAGAAACUCUUGAAGACAUCCACAACUUCCUAAGCAUGAUCCAAGAGAAUGCUCCACUCCCUCAUCCACCUUCCAGUCCCCCUAUUCCUAUUUGCUCUACAUUCAAAGUAUUUGCUGAUAUCCAUCCUCCUCUUCCUCAAGUUCCCCCUACCCCUAUUCCUCCCACUCUCACAAAAAAAUCCCCAUCCUCUCCUCCAUGUGCAUUACCAUUCCCCUUUAUCCUUACCACUGCCACCUGGAUGCUCAUGUGACUCCCUUAUGUCACAACAAUGUCCUUUCCCAGAUCCUUCCCCUCCUGAAAUUCACCACCUUCCCCUGUUCCCUUAUCUCAUUCUCUGGAUUCUUCUCCUACUUCUCAACUACUGUUUCUACUCGUAUUUGAUUGUUUCAUAAUGGCUCUUUUGCAGUUUUUCUCAUACAAUGUUACUCUCCCCUUCCUCAGACACAUACUCUCCAUUUGAUCUGAUCACCCUAUACCGUUAACCCUAAUACCCACUGUAUUUCAUUUGCUCCCCCUCUAUACCCUUUUCAGUAUCGUUCUAUCCUACAGCGCUCUACAACCUUUGACGUCUUUCAUAUCUUAUCCUGAUCCUUAGCUCAUUUCCACCCUUUUUUCCACAAUACUUUAUUGUAGUGCUAUAUGACCUUUGAUAUCUAUUACUUUUAUGUCUUCUAACCAUUAACCAUUAAAGCUCAUUUUCUAAGAAUUAUUAACAAAAUUAAAGUUGAGAAUCAUAAAUUUUGUCAUAGUAGCAAACUACAUUACAGAACCAGGUAUCGCAACCAAUAUGUUUUGUGAAUGAAUUAUCAUUUGCUUUAGAUGAAUGAAUUAUCAUUUGUUUUAGAUGCUAUAAAAUUACCCAAGAUUUAAUUGCAGGGGAGCACUUCACACAGAUCUAGAAAUAUUCAGUUUGACAGUAGCUGUCAUGUAUUAUUAUACAUAUGUAGUCACAGUAGAAGCCAAUAAUUAUACAUUGAGUAUAGAUAAAAUGGGUCUAUAAACAACUUUGUAGGGCUUCCUAUUUUCUAACUUUUUUUUUUUAUAGUUAUUAUUCAAAUUUCUAAAUAGAACAGAAGCAUCUCUUUUGUUUAUCAGCCCAUGUCCUUAAUCAUUCUUUAAUGAUUCACACCAGUGGGAUUCAACCAGCCUUUGCAAAAUUUACUAGUUUUAACUAUAUUAAGCCCCAAUUUGCUCAUUGUUUGAAACCUAAUGUAUGAUUUAUUACCUUGAUCUGAUCUUUCAGGUGGUGUAGGGCCCUCAUAACUACUCUUACUUCACUCAAUAAUUGGAAUUCAGGGAAAUAGAACAGCGAAGGGAAGUACAGGAAAACACACGAAUAUGCCAAAGAAAUAUACAUAGGUAGAUAGAUUUAGAUAUGGAUAUAGAUAUAGAUACAGAUAUGUAUAUUUAUGCUUAUACAUAUACAUAUGCAUAAACAUAAAUUGAAUAUCAGAAAUCAACUGCAAGGGUGGAUGAACCAAAACAAAACUAUUCUACUUGUUCCGAACAGGAAUGUAAAAUGAGCAUAGGGACCCAAUUGGUAACCCAAAUUCUACUUCUUUAAUUUCAACCAGAGCUGCUUCCAGUUAUAUGAGUAAGAUAUGCUAUGUAUGGGGUAAAAGCUAACAUUUUUUACUUACAUGCUCACAGCAUAUUGACAUUAUAAGAAUUCAUAAAUGAAGGGUAACUGCAUUUUCUCUGGUGGACCUGAAGAAGUUUGCUAUAUGUUCUAGUAACAAUU
This is a messenger RNA of Penaeus chinensis, 6455 nucleotides long. RefSeq names its product deoxyribonuclease TATDN1-like. Gene Ontology annotation, cellular component: cytosol. NCBI's taxonomy places the organism in Eukaryota, Metazoa, Arthropoda, Malacostraca, Decapoda, Penaeidae. The transcript has 2 exons. Gene Ontology annotation, molecular function: 3'-5'-DNA exonuclease activity. The coding region runs from base 655 to 2778 and encodes 707 amino acids. The record is from RefSeq and is a predicted model, not a curated record.